CGCAGUGGUUUAUUUUAUGAGGUUCUGCAAGAAAAGUGUUCUAAUUCUCAGUGAUUAGCUUUGAGUAACCUGGUCUUGCUGACUAAAAAUGAACCAGAUCAAAUGAAUGUAUCGAUCUGCAAUCCCACGAAAAAGCCCUUAAUAUUAUCAACAGGAACUAAACGGAUUGAAGCUAAAACAAUUCACUUCUUUCUUGUCCCUCCAGUUCUUCACAUCUGCUUAAAAUGGCUAAGCAAAAUUCCCCACCACUAGCUGAAGUUGUGAAACGAGUUUUUGAGCAGCAGCAGUCACAGGUGUCAGACAUAGAAAAAAGCAAAACAGUUCUUUUCCAAUUGCAGGCAAAGUGCCAGGAACUAGAAAAAGAAAUGAAUUCUAUUCUGUUAGAAACAAAGACAACAGAAAGGGAAAUACAUCUGCAAGAUGAUGCCAUAGAAGUGACACAAUAUCAGUGUGAAAAUCUGGAGGCCCAAGUCAGAGUGCUGUAUUCUGAAAAUUUAAAGUUGAGGUGUGAUGCAGAAAGAGUACAAGAGGAGUUUGAGAUGAUACUUGCAAGAAACAAUGAAUAUCGGGAAAAAAUAAAGGAACAUAAACAUGUGUUUUGGGAGAUGGAAAGUAAAAUGCCAGUUAUGAUUGAACUUGCUAAAAAGAAAGCUGUUGUUGAAGAAUUAAAGACAAAGAAAGAGGAGUUAAUGUGUGAUCUUCAGAAUCCAGAAGGAUCUGUUAUAAAACAAGUGCAGGAAGAAAUCACACUUUUAAAAAGCAAAAUCACAACAUUGAAAGAUGUCAUCAAUAAAAAAACAGAUCUGCUGGAGGAAGAGAAGAAAAAGCAUGCUAAGCUUAGAAAAGAAAUUGAGGUACAGAAUAAGAGAUAUGAUGCUAUUUUAAAACGUUUGCAUUGUCAACUGAACAAAGUCCAUUCAAAUAAAAGACAAUGGCACUGGAACAUUCAGCAGUUGGAGAAGAAGGCUGCAGAACUAAGAAAGUGUCUUGGAGUAGCAGAAUUACAAAACAUCAUGUGACAAACUUAAAAAAGCUAGAAUGUGGGUAAUCUUUUCCAGGCAGGGCAGCUUUUUUUGUGGAAAUGCUACAAAUUUUAAAUAGCCUGAUAGCUGGGUCAGGCUUAGUGAUUUCUUUCUUUUUUGAAGUUUUUCUGUCUUUCGUUUUAUGGCCUCAGCUAAUAGCCACAAUAAUAAGUUAGCUGUUCAGGAAUAACUUAGCUGUUAGGAGGAAAGUUACUGACGCUUCCAGGUGUUUUCAAAAUAUGUGUCAAUUUUUAUCUAAAAAAGUUACUUGAAGUCAACCAAACAAGAUUUGGGAAGUUCUUUUAUAUUUCAUUUGGUCUCUGAAGAUUGGGAUAUAGAUGCUGCUUUUCCUGCAGAGAAAUAAAUACUGGUGUAUAUUCGCACUCCUGAGGGACCAAAAUUCUUUUAUCUUUUAUCCACAUCCCUUUUUAUUGCAACUUGCUAAGGAGCUCUGAAAGCUUUGAUGGCCUGUAUUUUGUUGUGUGGGAAACUCAUAUAGAAGAUGUUAGAGUCUGCCAGGAUUUUCUGGCAUGGGGGACAAAGGGGACAAAGGCUGUCCAGCUAUAAAAGGCUUUGGAACAAGUACAUUCGGAACUGGGCUUCAAAUAAUCUGACUUCAAGUGGUCUAAUAGAUGUUAGUGAAGAGGUGUGAGUAGGUAAAGAGAGUUCCACAUCUGGAAAGCUUUUAAAAUGGAACAACUCACCCUCAAGAAAUAGACAUGCAUUAUAGAUGAUUGAUGAUAGAGGAAUUUAUUGUCUAGAGGAUUUUAACUAAUUCAGCCAUCUAACAUCUAAGUGCUUAAUGAUCUAAGAUGACUCAACAUAAAUGACAACGUAUUAAAAAUUCUUGUUAAAAUAGUAGUGAACAGUAGCCAUUUUCCUUUACCUUCUUUUUAUUAUAUGCUUGGCAUUUGAAGAAUUUACAGUACUUUCUCUACUCUUACACUUAAGGUAGUAGUUCUGCUUGGACAUAACUUGUAAUGUUUAUCUGUUCUAUGAAAGUAGCUUUUUAUUUAGGGUGUUGUCUUGAAUAAUUUAGAUUUACCUUUACUCAUGAAUAUAAAAUGAAGA
Molecule: messenger RNA, 2093 nt
Organism: Corvus hawaiiensis (hawaiian crow)
Lineage: Eukaryota; Metazoa; Chordata; Aves; Passeriformes; Corvidae
Gene: CCDC122
Product: coiled-coil domain containing 122
Exons: 4
Coding region: 225-1019 (264 amino acids)
Source: RefSeq, a predicted model, not a curated record